AUGUCUCGUAUACGUAAAGAUUUAUCGCUUGCGCAAAAAUUAGAUAUUCUAGACAAAAUUAAAUUACAGCCACCAGGCUGUAGUACUCGUCGUCUUUCGGAAAUUUUAGGAGUAUCAAAAUCAACAAUCGCGCGAAUUCAACUACAAGAACAGUUUUUGCGAGAACAAGCUCUUAGCCAAGUGACAACGCGGAAAAGGAAACGAGAGGGUAAAGAUGCAGAUGUAGACGAGGCACUUACACAAUGGUUUACACUGGCUACUAGUCGGGUCGUUCAAGUGUCGGGUCCUAUAUUAAAAGCUAAAUCCGAAGACCUUGCAAGGAAACUUGUUAAUGACGAAUUCAAAGCCACCGACGGUUGGUUAUCUAGGUGGAAAGUACGACACGACAUAAAAUUUAAAAUAUCACAUGGUGAAAAAGCUAGUGCAAAUUCAGAGUAUGCCGAUGAAUGGAAAUUUACAAAAUUACCACAGAUUCUUGCAAAAUUUUCUCUCGAUGAUAUUUAUAACGCAGAUGAAACAGGAUUGUACUAUCGUGCAACUCCAGAUGAUUCUCUGUGUUUUAAACACGAAUCGAUAGCUGGAUCAAAAAAAGCUAUGGACAGAUUAACUAUACUGUGUUGUGUGAACUAUCAUGCAAAUAAAAACGCAUGGAUGACUUCGGCCAUUUUUACCGAUUGGUUGCAACGUUGGGAUAGUGAGUUGAACAAAACAAAAAAGGCUAUAAGUCUCGUCUUAGACAACUGUACUGCCCAUCUUAAUAUAUCUUUGAAAAACAUCAAGCUUGAGUUCUUACCACCUAAUACAACGUCACUAAUUCAGCCUUUAGAUAUGGGUGUUAUCCAAAAUUUAAAGGUUAAGUAUAGAGCAACACUGGUCAAUUACAUUUUAGAAAAGAUUGAAGACAAUUUACUUGAAUCAAAAUCAACAGCAAUAGAUAUCAGUAAAAAAAUUAAUAUCCUACAAGCAAUUCAAUUUAUUUCAGACAGCUGGCGUGAUGUAAGUAGUCAGACAAUAAAAAAUUGUUUUCGAAAGUGUGAUUUUUUGGAGGAAAGUUAUAACAAUGAUCAACAGUUGGAACCUAAUUCCGAAGAAAAUGAUAACGUAAGAGUGCUAAAUAACGUAGAAUUUGAACAACUGGAUUCAAAUGUUAUGACCAAAAUGAAUACGCCGAUGAUCGGAAUCGACUGUAGUACAAAUAGAAAAAAAAGAAAAAUCACACCAAAGGAGAAACUAACAAGAAAAAAAACUAGGAAUGAGAAUGAAUGGAUAGAUGUAAAGGCAAAAAAACAUUUAAACUACGGUGAAGAGUAUGUAUACAGAUCAAGGAUCCUUAAGAAGAAAAAAGUUAUGGGACCACCAUGUAAAAAAUGUAGAUUAAAAUGUAUGGAUAAACUUAGCGAAGAAAUCCGGAAGAAUCUGUUCAGUGAAUAUUGGCAGUUAGGAGACCAUACCAGACAGUGGGAUUUUAUAGCUAGAUGGGUAAAAAUUACUGAAAAAAAGUAG
This is a messenger RNA of Melanaphis sacchari, 1503 nucleotides long. RefSeq names its product tigger transposable element-derived protein 6-like. The transcript has 3 exons. The record is from RefSeq and is a predicted model, not a curated record. The coding region runs from base 1 to 1503 and encodes 500 amino acids. NCBI's taxonomy places the organism in Eukaryota, Metazoa, Arthropoda, Insecta, Hemiptera, Aphididae. Gene Ontology annotation, cellular component: nucleus. Gene Ontology annotation, molecular function: DNA binding.